AUGAGCGUGGAGUGUGAGUACCAGGAGGCGUUCGUGGAUGACAUCAAAUACUGGUGCAAACACCCGUGUAUGUCACCAUGGAGGAUUGUGGAGACCAGAGAGUCAGAGAGAGAAAUGAGGAGGGGCCGCGUGUCCAUCAGAGACCGUCCUGCAAGCCUCACCUUCACAGUGACCUUGGAGAGCCUCAGAGAGGAGGAUGUGGGAACGGUCAGGUUCACUCUGAAGGUGACCCUGUGUCUAUUCCUGGACUUCUCUGGCCAGCCCUAUGGGGCGGGGACCAGCAGGGCCAGCAGAGGGCAUUGCAGUGUCGUGGAGGGCUCCUGGGGCCCCAGCUUCGCAGUGGUGGUCCUGGGGGUCUGCAGAAGCCUCUCUAUGACAGCCACCAGCCCCAAGAGGUCCACAAGCACCCCUGAGUCUCCCACUACCUUGGCAGUGCCCACCUGGAGCGCAGUGUCCGGGCAGGAGGCCCCUGAUCCCAGCCAAGCGCAUCGCGUCCACUUCCUGCUCCUGGUCUUCCUGAAGGUGCCCGUGCUCCUGGGCAUGCUCCGUGCUGCCCUCUGGGUCAACAGGCCUCUGAGGAGCUCUGCGGACAGACAGAGUCAGUCCAUUUACAAGAACUGGUAG
Bubalus bubalis (water buffalo) is the source of this 624-nucleotide messenger RNA. RefSeq names its product CMRF35-like molecule 6. The coding region runs from base 1 to 624 and encodes 207 amino acids. The transcript has 4 exons. NCBI's taxonomy places the organism in Eukaryota, Metazoa, Chordata, Mammalia, Artiodactyla, Bovidae. Gene Ontology annotation, cellular component: plasma membrane. The record is from RefSeq and is a predicted model, not a curated record. Gene Ontology annotation, molecular function: transmembrane signaling receptor activity.